GCGUUAACAAUGCUCUUCGAAAAAGUGAAUAUUGGAUGCGCUUUUCUUAAAGAAAUGUUUUCCAAGGUUAUAAAGUAUAUUUUGCACCAAGUUCGACCUGUUCGACUUAAGAAAUUAUAUGAGAGAUUGGCAUUAACACUGUAUAAUGUGUUUCUGCCGUUAUUAAUACAAAUAAAAGACUACGAACAAGACUACAGAAACUACAUGGAGUAUGUAAAUACAAUACAUAAUAAUUUAGAAAGAGAGAGAAAUAUAAAUGUUAAUUUAAAAGUUAAAAUACAAACGGAACAAACUUCUUGCCAAAUAAUUCAUCGAGAAAUACCAGUUCGGAGCGCUUUUAAGAGAUACAUCCGACCGAUUGUCACAGUCUUUAAUGAUGAAUUAUUAUCGAAAUGUUCCAAAAAUAAAACUGAAAAUUCUCAAGACAAACCGACAAUUGCGAAACAAUCACCGACAGAUUCUCGGAGAACAAUAUUACAACGUUCAACAGAAUCUUGGGAAUGUGAUAUCUGUUUCGCUCCAAAUUAUACCAAUCCUUUUCGGUGUUAUUCAUGCGACAGUUUGAGACUCGAGACUUUAAGAUGAACUGUCGAAUUUACGGAUUAUAAAUUUUAUUGCUUUGCAUAAAUGCACUUCAAAUCUGAAAUAUUCUCAUUGCUUUCAUAUUAAAUGCGUAUAUUAUAUUAUUUAAGUAUUUAUUUAUUAAUGACUAGAAAUAGUUACU
Centruroides sculpturatus (bark scorpion) is the source of this 724-nucleotide messenger RNA. RefSeq lists its product as uncharacterized. The record is from RefSeq and is a predicted model, not a curated record. The transcript has 4 exons. Lineage: Eukaryota; Metazoa; Arthropoda; Arachnida; Scorpiones; Buthidae. Bases 10 to 585 code for a protein of 191 amino acids.